Messenger RNA from Coregonus clupeaformis (lake whitefish), 2033 nucleotides. Its product is annotated as solute carrier family 12 member 1. Gene Ontology annotation, biological process: cell volume homeostasis; chloride ion homeostasis; sodium ion homeostasis. Gene Ontology annotation, molecular function: sodium:potassium:chloride symporter activity. The record is from RefSeq and is a predicted model, not a curated record. NCBI's taxonomy places the organism in Eukaryota, Metazoa, Chordata, Actinopteri, Salmoniformes, Salmonidae. The coding region runs from base 228 to 2033 and encodes 601 amino acids. Gene Ontology annotation, cellular component: membrane. The transcript is spliced from 15 exons.
UAUAGGUCAGCUCUGGACCUACACAAGGAUUUAACUAAACAGAAUCAGAUGAACCAACACUAGUCAGUAAUACCAGCACUCUAAACCUAUAGCUGCCGAUUGCUUCUGAUACUUAGACAGUCUCUAGGUCCUGACCAGAGGACUGAAGGACCUCAGUAUUCCUUUUCUGUAGUGUUUGACCUGUAUAAGCCAGUAGGUGUGAGGACCCUGUAUUUACAGCCAGUCUGAUGGAGAACGAUGCCUAUGACAGGAUCGGGGACGAACCCCCCAUCUAUGAGGAGACGUCUUUCUCCGGUGGUACCACCUCUAACGGUAACGGCUAUGGUAACGGAGAGCACCGGGCCGCCCGUCCGUCCGUGGUCAGUGCGUUUGGUCAUGACACGCUGGACCGCGUGCCCAACAUCGACUUCUACCGUAACGCUGGGAGCGUGAGCGGUCACCGUGCGGUCCGACCGUCUCUGCAGGAGCUCCACGAUGUCUUCCAGAAGAAAGGAAGGAUCUCGGUGACGAACACGAUGGAGGACGGCGAGGGGAGCGACGGGACGCCGUCGGACGACGUGGAGUCUGUCAUUCCUCUGGACAACAAAGGAGGAGCCGUGAGGUUCGGCUGGAUAAAGGGAGUCCUGGUGAGAUGUAUGUUGAACAUCUGGGGUGUGAUGCUGUUCAUCCGUCUGUCCUGGGUGUUUGGACAGGCCGGCUGGGGUCUGGGCAUUGUGGUCAUUGCUCUGAGCUGUGUGGUGACCACCGUCACAGGUCUCUCUAUGUCUGCUAUCUGCACCAAUGGAGUGGUACGAGGAGGAGGGGCAUACUACCUGAUAUCCCGUAGUCUGGGACCAGAAUUUGGCGGUUCCAUCGGUCUCAUCUUCGCCUUCGCUAACGCUGUUGCUGUGGCGAUGUACGUGGUGGGCUUCGCAGAGACUGUGGUGGACCUACUCAAGGAGAACGAUGCCAUCAUGAUAGAUGAGCUGAAUGACAUCAGGAUCAUCGGCUGUAUCUCGGUGGUACUGCUACUGGGGAUCUCAGUGGCCGGGAUGGAGUGGGAGGCCAAGGCCCAGGUCGGUUUGCUGAUCAUCCUCCUGAUAGCCAUCGCCAACGUCUUCGUAGGAACCGUCAUCCCAGCCUCCACCGACAAGAAGUCCAAAGGAUUCUUUAACUAUGACGUCAAAGUAUUUAUGGAGAACUUACCGCCGGACUUCCGAGACGAAGAGACGUUCUUCUCUGUGUUCGCCAUCUUCUUCCCUGCUGCCACGGGUAUCCUGGCUGGCGCUAACAUCUCUGGAGACCUGAAGGAUCCCCAGGCUGCUCUCCCUAAAGGAACCCUGCUGGCCAUCCUCAUCACUGGAGUCACAUACCUGGGAGUCGCCCUCUGUGUCUCUGCAACGGUGGUGCGUGAUGCAACAGGAAACAUCAACAACACCAUUGCCGCAGGGAUGGACAUGCUAUGUAACGGUACCAACGCCGCCGCCUGUGAGCAGGGAUGGGACUUCUCCUCCUGUGAUGUCAACAGCUGCAAGUUUGGCUCCAUGAACAACUUCCAGGUGAUGACCAUGGUGUCAGGGUUCGGUCCUCUCAUCACAGCAGGAACCUUCUCUGCCACCCUCUCCUCCGCCCUCGCCUCCCUCGUCAGCGCACCCAAAGUCUUCCAGGCUCUGUGUAAAGACAACAUCUACGCGGCAUUGAAGUUCUUCGCCAAGGGACACGGCAAGAACAACGAGCCAAUCAGAGGCUACGUUCUCACCUUCAUCAUCGCUGUCGCCUUCAUAAUCAUCGGCGAUCUGAAUGUCAUCGCUCCCAUCAUCUCAAACUUCUUUCUGGCAUCGUACGCCCUCAUUAACUUCUCCUGCUUCCACGCUUCAUAUGCUAAGUCCCCAGGCUGGAGGCCAGCAUACAGGUACUACAACAUGUGGCUGUCUCUGUUUGGAGCGGUGCUCUGCUGUGGUGUGAUGUUUGUCAUCAACUGGUGGGCUGCUCUCCUCACCUACGCAAUCGAGAUCUUCCUCUAUAUCUACGUCACCGUCAAGAAGCCAAGGUAA